Phaeoacremonium minimum UCRPA7 is the source of this 1575-nucleotide messenger RNA. RefSeq names its product putative mfs nicotinic acid transporter protein. The record is from RefSeq and is a predicted model, not a curated record. Gene Ontology annotation, molecular function: transmembrane transporter activity. NCBI's taxonomy places the organism in Eukaryota, Fungi, Ascomycota, Sordariomycetes, Togniniales, Togniniaceae. The coding region runs from base 1 to 1575 and encodes 524 amino acids. Gene Ontology annotation, cellular component: membrane. The transcript is spliced from 2 exons. Gene Ontology annotation, biological process: transmembrane transport.
AUGGGCCAAUCGCAGAUCUCAAAUGUGGACUCUUCGUCCCUUGAGGAUAUUGAGAAAAAAGCACCUGGCGGACCGUCAUCCACGAACGAGGUCACGGAAGGCCACGUUUCCUCUGAAUAUGAACGGUUUCUAGAACUUCACCGCGAGUUUGAUGGCCCGGGUCACAAGAAGCUCGUGCGAAAGCUGGAUUGGCGUCUUCUGCCAACUUUGAGUUUCCUUUACCUCAUGUGCUCCCUUGACAAGAGCAACGCUGGAAAUGCUAAGCUAUUCGGUUUCCUCGAAGAUGUGGGGAUGAGCUCGACUCAAUUCAAUCUUGCUCUUAUGUACCUGUUCUUCACCUACGGUCUAUGCGAGCCGAUCUCCAACAUUGCUCUGCGAAGACUUGGACCUAAGAUCUGGUUUCCCUGUAUCGUUGUUAGUUGGGGGUUGGUUACAACCCUUACUUGCUUGGUCAAAAACUACGGCUCGUACAUCGCCAUUCGCCUGGUCCUCGGAUUGACCGAGGCUGGUCUUUACCCCGGAUCAUACUUCAUCCUGUCCAUGUGGUACACUCCCAAAGAACUCGCAACCAGGAUGGCCAUAUUCUACGGUGCAAACACCGCAGCAGGUGCUUUCGGUGGCGUCAUCGCCUACGGUGUCGGCAAUCUGGACGGUGCUCACGGCAUGCGAGCCUGGAAGUGGCUCUUCCUGAUUGAGGGAGUUAUCACCAUCUUUGCUGGUAUCUCGUGUCUCAUCUUCUUGCCUCACUUCCCUCAUCAAUACACGGAAAGCAAGACUUCCAAAUGGCUAUCUAGCAAGGAACUUGACUACGCACGUUUGCGAGUGAAGUACUGCAAUGGUCCGGAUGCCCCAACGUACACUUUCCGCUGGAGCGAUGUCAUUGCUGCUGCCAAGGAUAGGAAGACGUACUUCAUGAUGAUGCUCUUCUGGUGGGGAGGCUCGGUUCCCACAUACUCGCUCUCUUAUACUUUACCAACCAUGGUCAAGAACCUCGGCUAUUCCGCUGUGAGGGCGCAGGCUCUGACCACACCACCGUACAUUUUUGCUACAUGCGUCUGCGUGUUUGUUGGCUGGAUGAGCGAUCGUUAUCAGAAACGCUAUGCAUCCAUCAUGUCGUGCUACACGCUGGGUCUUAUUGGCAUCAUUAUUCUGUGGAUUUCCGUGCACUACCAGCACCUAUACGGGCUUUCGUACUUUGCCAUCUUCCUCGCCGCUGCGGGAUACUCGGCUCAGGCUCCCAUCGUUGGAGCAUGGACCUCAGUCAACAUUCCGAACCCUUCUAAGCGAGCUGCUGCAAUCGGCUUGUUGAUGCUUUUCGGUAGUGUGGGUGGAGGCAGUAUCGGAAGUAAUAUUUAUUUGGCAGAGGAGGCUCCCACCUACCCGCUCGGCUUUGGAUUCUCUGUUGGAGCAACUGUCUUGGGUGCUAUGAUCCCUGCAACCAUUCAUUGGUGGCUAAUGCGAAAGGAGAAUAGGAGGCGGGACACUCUGGUUGUGGACACGGUCCAGAGUCAACAUACACCCCUAGAAUUGAGCGAGAUGGGAGAGAACUCGCCCCUGUUCAGAUUCACACUGUAA